Messenger RNA from Guillardia theta CCMP2712, 1869 nucleotides. RefSeq lists its product as hypothetical. Gene Ontology annotation, molecular function: GTP binding; GTPase activity. The record is from RefSeq and is a predicted model, not a curated record. The transcript has 5 exons. Bases 1 to 1869 code for a protein of 622 amino acids. Gene Ontology annotation, cellular component: cytosol; ribonucleoprotein complex. NCBI's taxonomy places the organism in Eukaryota, Cryptophyceae, Pyrenomonadales, Geminigeraceae.
AUGACAGCCACAGCUCCGGAAGUUGAGACAAACUAUGACGAGGUCACUGUUGACAACAUCCGCAACAUCGCAAUCAUCGCUCACGUUGACCAUGGCAAGACUACCCUUGUCGACAAGCUUCUUGAAGCCGCGAAGGAGAACAUUGACAACGAAGACGGAGGCGAUCGUGCGAUGGACAGCAUGGACUUGGAGCGCGAGAGAGGGAUCACCAUCAUGUCGAAGGUGACAUCCAUGGCAUGGAACGGCGUUAAGCUGAACAUCGUCGACACCCCUGGCCACGCUGACUUCGGAGGAGAAGUCGAGCGAGUGAUGUCCAUGGUUGACGGAGUCUGUCUUCUCGUCGAUGCCACCGAAGGACCGAUGGCUCAGACGAAGUUUGUGCUGAUGAAGGCGCUUGCCCGCGGUAUCAAGCCGCUGGUGGUCAUCAACAAGGUCGACAGGGACACGUCCAGGGUCGACGAGGUCGAGGGCGAGGUCUUCGACUUGAUGUGCAACUUGGGCGCCACAGAUGAGCAGCUGGACUACACGACUGUGUACGCUUCUGGUAGAAAUGGCUGGGCUACUCUGUCGCACCCUGAUGGACCUCGUGAGAACAUGAACGACCUUCUCGACACCAUCGUCAAGACGGUGCCCAAGCCUUCUGUCUUGGAUCGUCCGAGCUUUUCCAUGGUUGUCACCAUGAUCGAGGGAGACUCCUUCCUUGGAAGGAUCUGCACCGGCAGAGUGAGCUCUGGCGUAGUCAAGGUCGGUGACACUGUCCAGUCACUCUCUGCCGACGGCCAGAAGGUUGACACUGGACGUAUUACCAAGAUUCUUGCAAGGAAGGGAACGGGCAAGGUUCAGUUGAACUCAGCGAAGGCUGGAGACAUUGUACAAGUUGCUGGUCUGCAGAAAGCAACAGUCGCACACACUAUCUGCUCGCCAGAUGUGGAAGAGCCUUUGCCCUCGGUUGCCAUCGAUCCUCCCACCCUCGCCAUGACCUUCUGUCCCAAUGACUCUCCUCUCGCGGGCAAAGACAAGCUUUCAACCAAGCUCACGUCUCAGAUGAUUGGAGAGCGUCUCAGGGCGGAGGCAGAGAACAACAUUGCCAUCCGUGUCGCUCCAUCUGAGGAGAGGUCGGAGGCCUACGACGUUAUGGGACGUGGUGAGCUUCAGCUGGGCAUUCUAGUCGAGAACAUGCGCAGGGAAGGCUUCGAGCUUGGCGUCUGUCCGCCUCAGGUGCUCUACAAGACCGGGCCCAAGGGUGAAAAGCUGGAGCCAAUCGAAGAUGUAGUCGUCGAGGUGGACGAUGAGUUCUCCGGAGCUGUCAUCAACAAGCUCUCCGAGCGAAAAGCCGUUAUGACCGACAUGCGUCCAGCUGCAGAAUCUGGUCGUACUCGUAUCACUCUCGAGUGCCCCACUCGUGGGCUUCUGGGUUAUCGCUCCAUCUUCUUCACCGACACCAGAGGAACUGGAAUCAUGACCAGGGCCUUCAAGGCCUACGAGCCAUACAAGGGUGACUUGGAGAAUAUUCGCAAGGGAGUUUUGGUCUCGAUGAAGACGGGAGUUGCAACUUCCUACUCCCUCGGCAAGCUUCAGCCCCGAGGAGAGAUGUUCAUCAACCCUGGUGUGGAAGUCUACCCAGGGAUGAUCAUUGGGGAGCAUUCACGCGAUAACGAUCUCGAAGUCAACCCAAUCGAGGCCAAGCAGUUGACCAAUAUGCGUGCUGCCGGAGCGGAUGAGAAGAUUCAGCUCACCCCACCCAGAGAUUUCACCCUGGAGGAGAUGAUCCCCUACCUUCAACCCGACGAGAUGGCUGAGGUUACUCCCUCGACUAUCCGCAUGAGGAAACAGAUUUUGGAUCCGAACCUUCGCAAGCGUAAGAAGUAA